UUUCAUACGCAGCUCACAUACAUAUCUGGUGCUGAUUGAUUAGAAUGAUACAAGAUUAAUAUUCUCCAGAUGUAAUGCAAUAAGAACUGGUGUUUCCCUGCUGUAAACCAAUCACAAUCACAAUAUUCCUGCUGUGCUUCCGUAGUCACAGAAAUGCUCCCACUGAGAGACACAUGCUUUACCAGCUGAGACUUCCCUUUCCCUUAUAGCCAGCUUCAGCAUAAAACCUCUCUACUUCACCCCACUCUAAUCCCUAUUAACACAGGCCCUAAAUCUGCUUAUAUCUCUGCAAGAAAUUAGAAACACCUUCAGCCAUCUGCUGGAUAUCACACACAGCAGAAUAUAUACUUCGGUUCUCAUUACGUUCAAGUCAAAACCUUUCAGAAAUCAUCUUUUACAAAUGCAAUUCAUUUAGGUGCUUAUGUAAUCUGAUGAGAAAAAGAAGCAGGUAGGCUGUUCUAUAAACAGUCAAGAUCAACCUAAAUUGUUUACAUGGAGAUUGUUACAUAACUGAUUUACAGUUUAUUUUUAUAAACGCGUAAUAUCGUUCAGUCAUUGAUUUCGUUCAUCACACUUACUGUUGUCAAUACCAUUAAACGCCCAUUUGCUAAACAUAGAAUUUAAUACAAGUUGGUGGAACUGCAUAAAUACCCAGUUUAAAACAUGUAUUUUGUAAUUAAAACUAAAAUAUGCACUCUUUCUCUAAAAUGCUGUUUAAUCAUGACCAAAGAUUAUACAAAUCGACCCUGAUGCCUGCCGUCUCAAAAUAGCCUUGAGCGUUGUUCAUAAUCUCUUCAGUUGACGGACAACAAACUGGCCAACUCAAGCCUCCUGAAAAUGUGGAAAAAAAGAAUCUAUUAAUAUGAGCACAACAUCCCUGAAUGAUGGCCCCCAUCCUGACCUGUCCCCAGGUAGCAUGCAAACAUUGGUCUCCAGGCCACUGCUCCCUCAGUCAGACCCCAUUACCACUAAAAGGGUAUGUUUCUACAAGAGCGGUGACCCUCAGUUUACUGGGCACCGGAUGGUCAUCAACAGUCGCACUUUUAAAACCUUUGAUGCCCUACUAGAUGCCCUCUCAAAGAAAGUGCCUCUGCCAUUUGGAGUAAGGACCAUCACAACACCCAGGGGAACACAUGCUGUCUGUUCCCUUGAUGAUGUGCAGGAUGGGGGCUCUUAUCUGUGCUCGGAUCAGAAGAAAGUCAAGCCUUUUAACUUGGACGAGGUCCACAAGAGACAGGUCCCUUGGAACACUACCAGACCUGUCAGUGCGGGACGCCAAGCACGCAGAGAACUGGUCCGGCAACUAGCAAAGAGAAAUCAAGUGUCCACAAGAACAAUAAAAAUGUCGGAAAACACUGUGGUGGUGCGGACACCAAAAAGACUGACAGUUUACAAAAACAGAGAUCCAAGCAUGAAGCGAGUAAUUGUUCUUCAUAGGAGAAUAGCCCCUACGUUUGAAGCUCUUUUGGAUUAUCUUUCUCAAAUGAUGCAGUUUCCUGUUGUAAAGCUUUACACAGAAGAUGGCAGAAGAAUUGAAGGACUUUCUGCUCUUAUUUUGUGCACUGGAAUUGUUGUGGCAGCUGGUAAUGAACCCUUCAGAAUAGGGAUAUACAAUCUUCAGGCUCCCACAAAAAUUCAGUCAAAGAUACCUUCUGAAUCUGAAUCCCUGCAACAAAUGGAGACACUACUACAAGAAAAAAAGAUUCCAUCUGGGACCAAUUCAAGAUCGAGGAAUUUCUCUUUAUCAUCUGAGAGAUUCCUUGUAGAGCAGAUCAAUAAGUCACUAAAUGGAAAUCUGACAGAGCACAAUAGGACAAAGAAUGAAUCAAUGGAGACCGAAGGCAGUCAGCCAGUGGGAUCAGACGAGAUGGAGGCCUGUGACUAUACAGAGGAUGUGGAGGAGAGGAAUUGCCCCACAAUGCCUAACGAAGACGACAUUGAAAAAUCAUUUCGGGUUAAUGAGGAUGGAAGCAUGACAGUAGAGAUGAAGGUGCAUCUUACUAUAAAACAAGAGGAAAUGAUCCACUGGACGACUACAUUGAGCCGCACCUCAGUUAAUAGCCAGCAGAGGGCAGUGUGCAAUUCCAAACCAGAAUCGGGGGCAAACUCAGUAGAUAUAACCAAUGACUCAGGCAAAGAGUCGAAUGGACCUCAUAGCCUAGAUUCAAAAGAAAUCAAUACUGUACCUAAUAAAACUGUAGGAUUCAUCAAGGAAGAAAGAGAAAAUUAUGGCAGUGAUACAUCUUCUGAAAAGCCUAUGCCCAUCUAUAGAAGGCUGCCCACUCCAGCCCCUAGACAACGUCGAAAAGAGGUCUCAGUUGAAAACAUUAAAACUGUUUCAGAGACUGAAGUUCAGGAGAGUACAGUUGGUGCGUACUCAUACAUGGAGCGGACUGCACAGGGAGAGUUGAUGGAAGGCUACUGUGUGGUCAGUCGCAGCAGUAGCAGCAGCACAAGAACUGUGUCAAAACCCGGGAAGAGUGAAUCAGGAGAGAUUAAACAGAAGAAGUCUCAUUCUUCCUUUAGAUCCUCAGGGGUGGCAGAGGUACUUCAGCUACAAAACAAUGGGACGAUGGGAAUAACAGAGACUGUGGUGCAUAUAUAUGAAUCACAGGGUACAUGUGACAAUUACUAUGCAAAUACACAGAUGGAUACGGACAACAAGCCUGGAUACUGCACAAAAGCUUUGCCUCAAAGUAAGCCAGGCUCAACAGACUCAGGACCCUGUUCAUCAAGUAACGAUUGUGAUGUUGAUCUCACAAGGCAGUCCACAAGCUCCAACUCCCUGGAUGGUGGAAAAAGUAAUAUGCUGUCAUUAUCUUCUGACCGUUCAACACCUCCAAAAAAGAUAAAUAGCAAUCUUUCCAUCCUUACCGAUGACGAAAAACAAUCCUUGGUUGAGUGCACAUCUGAAACAAUACAAAAGAAGAUUAUGCAUCCAGCAAAAGAAACAAAUUCCAGUAAUAAAAGCACUGCUGUUAAUAAAAAUAAUUCACCAAAGUCCAAAAAAUCAAAGCAAAGCACUUCUUCUGGAUCAUCUAGGCUUGGGAAAAACAUAAAAGGCAGUGCUCCAGGCUCUUCAAAAGACCUCCGAGUGACUUCAGACACAACGAGCCACACAGGAUCAGAGAAAAAGACUAGCUCAGCAGAAAGUGAUAAACAUGAGCACAAAGCAGUGAGAGACAAAAAUAAGAAGACAAAGACAUUUGAAAGUUCUUCAAAAAGUAAAAACUUGAAUCUUGAUAAUGGGAAUCAAAGACCAUCAGAUAAAGAUGUUAAGUUAAAAGAUAAAACCAUAAAAGACACUUCCCACAAGAUAAACACAAACAGCCAUGACUCUCAAGGGCCAAAAUUGAAAAAGAGUAGUUUAGACAUUGAAUCACCAGCCCAUCCAGCAAAACUAAUAAAGAGGCUUCCGAAACAAAGAUCCAUGAAUGGUGUAAAACCAAAAUCCUCUAAACCAAGACAGGAACUGAGUGAAAGCGUGUCAUUGCCUGUGUUACAGUCAUCUUCCACCAGUGUAAAUCAGUAUGUUGAAAACUGGCUGAAAAGACUUGAACCAGAGUCUCUGCCCUAUGAAGAUGAGACAGACCCUCCCGAGAUUGUGCCAAGGGCUGUAUUCCAGAUAGGGGCUGACUCCACUGAAGACUCUGAGAUUAAAAGCAACCCUGAUGGAGAUAGCAUAGAGGAAAAAGAACAAUUACUAGAAGAUCAUGUUGACGAAAGCCCAAUGUGUCACCCACCAGUGCAAAUAAGGUGUGAGGGAGAGCCAAUUGAGCCACAGAAGACAAUGGGCUUUUGUAAAUCAAUGCCAAUUUUGAGGGUGCCUUCUGAACAAGAAGGUAUUGUAAGAAUGCACAAGUCAUCCGAGCACUUGUUUCCCCCAGAACCCUCUGGGAAAUCACAAAGUACAGAGGUCAGUGUUAGAUCAGGCAUGAAACCAGUUUUGCAACAGUUGUGUUUGUCUGUUCAGUCCAUCAAGCGUGCUUUGAGUCAGACCUGCUUAACAUCUGGGGAAAGGGAAAAGUCCAGUAGCCUCCCAGACUUUUCAUCUCAGGUGGCCUCUGCCUUUGGUUCUCCAUCCAGAGCUCUUCUUUCUUUCUUGUCAGUCAUGACUCUGAGAGAUGGGCUUUCAGUCCUUUAUAAAAACGAAUCAGAAACUGGCAACUCAAAUGACUGCCCAGAGGCCCUGCAGGUAAUGCAGUCUUUGGAAAAAUUAUCUAACAUUAAAGAUGAAGAUGAGCUAAGGGCCAGCUUGACCAGUCUUCGAAGUUCAACUUCGUCCAAAUUAAAUCAAAGCUGGAAAGAUUUCCAAGAGCAAAAUAUCUAUGACGAUAGUCCCCCACUGUCACCAAGACUAUCGGAACAGGAGUUUGCUCUAGAAGUGGACUUGGAAGGAGAAACGGAUGAUCAGGACAAACAGCACAGUUUUAGUAUUGCACAGUUACUGGAUGAACUGAACAUGCCUGAAGAUGUUCAAAGAGAAAUAUCCUCUCUUGUUGAAGGAGAACUUAAUUAUUUUACUCAGUCAGACUCAAUCAAAGAUGCUGAGAACAUCAGUGACAUUUUAGGUAAAAAGGAGGAAAACGAUGAUGGCUCCUUAGGUGGUAGUUUAGAGAAAGCUGCAGAAAUGGAAGAAGAAAGGGAUAAUAUUGGCCAAGACAAUGAUGUAGCCAAUGAUGACAUAACCAAUGAUCCAAAAGACCCAGAACCUUUAGAGAUGCAUUUAAAUCAGUCUCAUUCCCCUGACUCGGAAACUGUAGAUAAGGACUUUUGUAAUGAAGAUUCUGGUAUAGCAGUGCCUAAUCAGUCACCUGAAGGUAAUGGUAGUGAUUCAAGUAAAGCAGAGGCUUUAAAAAUCUGUAAUAACAACCAAGUAAAUGCAGAAUGCUUGCAAGAAAAGGUGAUGAAUAAAGACUUAGAAUCUGAAAACAAAGAUGCUGAAGAAAAUCAUUCUUCAAUAGCAGAAGAUGACCUACAGGAACAGAAGAUGACCACAGAAGAUGUAGCUGAAGAUAAAAAUGUUUCUGAGCUCUCAGAUGACCAGGACAAUAUGUCUGAAAGAGAGGAAAACAUAAUAGAAGAGAAUAUAGAAACUGAUGAAAAGGAAAACGACACCAAUCAAGACAUGAGGCAAACUAGUGAACAAUCAGAUGAUUCAGAACCAGACGCCACAGGGGCCAAACACUCACGUCCAGCAUCGGAAACUGAAUGUGUGCCAUUUUCAGACAGAGAGGCAUCUGAGGUAAAUGAGGACAAUCAGUACAAUACAGCUGAGGAUUGUGUCAGAGGAGAAGAGGACGAAGAAGAAGACGAAGAAGAAGACGAAGAAGAAGAAGAAGAAGAAGAAGAAGAAGAAGAAACAAUUAGUGACGAAGGAGGGAAAGAGCAAGAAAACACGUCCAUCAUAUCAGAAGGCGAGUCCCUGCCAUUAGAGCCCUCAGAGACAUUAUCACCUCAUCAUGAUACAGAGGGCGUAUUCAGAAAGCAUAUAAUACAGUCAUCCAGCCAAGAAGAUGAUCAAGUGAUGUCUCCAGAUAUUAAAAGUGCAGAUGAACAAGAAGGAACUACAUCAGAUGUCUCAGAAGAUGAGGAUUCUGAACCACACUUUAAUAACAGCAGCCCUCAUCGAAGUAGUAAUGUUGAAAAUAGUAUGACCCCUGAGUCUGAUUUUGAGAAAUCACAACAAAAAGAAGAUAAAAGACUUGUGGAUGAAGAUGACAUUAACAAAGUAGACCAUGAUGGCUCAGAGGUUUGUGAACAAAUAGAUCCAGAUGCUGAACAGGACUCUUCUACAAUCUCAGAUCCUGAGGUUGGGCAUGAGGAUGUGACAGGAAAAAUGUCAAACACAAGUGAUUCAAAACUCCAGACAUUUGAGGAAGAUAGCCUCACUGAUAAAAAGGACAGUUCUGCUGAAGAGUGUGAUGCAGAUGAGGUUGAUCAUAGCAGUUUACUUGAUUCUCACAAUAAUAACAAUGGUCUUCGAAACUCGAUUGUGUGCACUAAUACUACAGAUUCUGUGGAAAGGGAAUCAUGCAGCAGCACAAUUACAAGUGAGCAUCAUUUUGAGAAUACAGAGAGUUUAGGGAUGGAACAUGGCUAUCAUUAUCUACUGCAACCAACUGAGAUCUCACAGGAGCUGUUAGACCUUAUCAAUUCAGCUUUGUUGUCCUCGACCCUGACUGUCACAUCUGAUUCAAAUGGCAACCUCAGAAUAGAGCCAGACAAAUGCAAAAUGAAGGAGAUGUUCAUGGCUGGCCAAAGAACAGAUGAUCAAUAUGGUCAAAAACGUCUUCCGAGUCCUAACACAUCAGAUUUGUCUGAUUACAGACCUGAGACGUCUGACAUUGGUGGAUACCAGUCUCAGGAGUUUUUCACCGAGAGUGGAGACGAGGAGACAGAGAGAUUGCACAUCUUUCGAGAAAUUUUAAAACAAAGUUCGGAGAAGCCAAGAUUAAAAAACCACGUGAAAGAGAACAGCUCAAUGAAAUCGCCCACAUGGACGGCAACAAAACAUACCGGCAGUCCAAGUUUAAAGAGCAGUAGUGUUAAUUCUUUUCAGGAUACUAAAAGUGCAAUACAUGAGCCACUAUCCCACAGUGUAUCACCUAGCAAUAAAAGUUCACUUGAUGGAGAUGAUGAACCGGUGCAGGGCAUGGCUUUAAAAGAAAAAAUCAACUCUAAAGAGGGAGUUCUUAUUGAUAAAGGCAGGUGGCUUCUCAAAGAAAACCACCUCAUUCGUAACUCUCCUCCUGCAUCCAUGGGAAUGUACGGAAAUGAAGACACCACAUCAGCGGACACGGCUCAGGAUAACAGAAGUGAAGAUUCAUCUCAUCCAUAUUGUGAGAACCAAGCCUCACCUCUGGCUGCAAUAUCUUCUUCUGAGUUGGAAGAUAUGGUCAAACCCCCUACACCAAAGUGUACGUACUUCAAUAUGGCACACAGCAGUGACUCUGAUCCUCUCAUAGAUGCCCAAAGUGUCAGAAGUGGCAGUGGUGGAGGGGAUAAUAGGAGGAAAAAGCAACUUAAGGUGUGUCCGAUGGGGGAGUCUUCAAACAUGUGGGCAAAGAAAAACGGAAGUAUGUCUUCAUUUGCAUCUGUUGAGUUCAAACUGCCUGAUGGCAAAGUUCAUCCUCAAGAGGGGUCAAGCUCUGGGGUUCACAAAUCCCAGAGUCAAGACAGUCAGACAGUACAAGAGGAGGAGUCCAGGAUUGGACUAAAUCUCAGGUGUGGGCAGCACUGCCCAAUAUUAUAGUCCAAAAGGGAAAAUGUACCAGUAUUGUUUCUACUUAAGUUCUAGUUAUUAAUAGUUGAUUUGCUUUAACUAAAUGAACAGCACAUAUGAUUUCACUUCGGUGCCUGCUAGUCUUUACGAUUUGAUGUUUUGGCUUAUUUUAAGUAUGUCUCCAUUUCGAAGGGGCUAAAUUGCACAAUAAAUCUGAUUUACUUGAACUUCCGAAGUGGCAUUUCUCCUGGAUAAAAGGCGAAUGAUGAAUAAUUCACCCUAAGCCCCGGUAUGCUUGAUUUGAUUUUGUUUUUCAGAGAUGUGGAGACUUUGGCAUACUAUAAUCAUGAACUUGUGCUUAAAUCACCAUUCAAAGUACUCGUUUGAAGGGUGAUCUGCUCAAUUAAUAUCUCUCAGUAUGUGUUGUCUUACCCUUUGAACCACUUUUAAAUUGUCUUUUUUAUGAAAGCCCUUAAACUCACACAAAAAAGUAAUUAAUUUGGUCAGAACAAGAGAAUAGGCAAUAAUGCUUUGUUUUCUGAUAUUUUUUGUGCCAUUUUUUAAUUGUGUAAAGCACAACAGAUUAUUUGUUAAACUCGCGUAGCAACAUACAUCUGUCAAACUGUAAAUUUUUAUUGUUGGAGGAGUGUGUUGAGAUUUUUUAAAAAAACAUUUUUAAUGCUUUUUUAAAAAGCAGUAUUGACAUUAUAACAUAAUAUGCACGAUAAAAGCACAACGCAAAAAUAUGAGAAUCAAGGCAGCUUACAUCACAAUGAGAUGAAUUCUUUUUAUUGUGCUGAUAACUAGGAGAUCAAAUUAAACAUACACUAAUAACCUCUAGGAUCUAUCUUAUAAAAUGAUAUACAGCAUUUAUACGAAUUUGUAUAUUGAUCACAUUUGGAUAUGUAUAUUACGAAUAGUAUUUUGCACAUAACUGUUCUUUUUAUUUUUAAAUAUUUUAGGUCACUGAAACAGUGCAUUGCAAACCGAACAAGAAAAAAAAAAAUAGAUGAACAGAAUAAAAACAAAAGAGAUAAAAGUAUAGACAUGGCUUCUUCAGAGGGUUUUUGAAUGUGAGGACAAAAGCCUAAUUCUCACAAAGUGUUAUUUUAACAAAUUUCAGGAGGAGCAUGCGCAGAUGUUUUAGCAAUUCUAUACGUCAACGACAAUCAUUUUAUUAUCCAAUCAGUAUUAGACCAAACC
This is a messenger RNA of Danio rerio (zebrafish), 8428 nucleotides long. The record is from RefSeq and is a predicted model, not a curated record. NCBI's taxonomy places the organism in Eukaryota, Metazoa, Chordata, Actinopteri, Cypriniformes, Danionidae.